This is a messenger RNA of Falco peregrinus (peregrine falcon), 2297 nucleotides long. It is a transcript of the gene ZFYVE27, whose product is annotated as zinc finger FYVE-type containing 27. Bases 171 to 1514 code for a protein of 447 amino acids. Gene Ontology annotation, cellular component: growth cone membrane; endoplasmic reticulum tubular network. Gene Ontology annotation, biological process: positive regulation of axon extension; protein localization to plasma membrane; vesicle-mediated transport. The transcript is spliced from 11 exons. Gene Ontology annotation, molecular function: metal ion binding. The record is from RefSeq and is a predicted model, not a curated record. NCBI's taxonomy places the organism in Eukaryota, Metazoa, Chordata, Aves, Falconiformes, Falconidae.
GGGGGCGGGGCUUCUGCCGGCGCUCUCUAGCUCGGCUCUUCUGAUUGGCUGCGUGCCAGCGCCGCGGGUGAGGUCAGGGCGCACCUGGCCGCCGCACGGAAGCGCUGUGUGGCGUAGGGCCGAGCGCGGCGGCGGGCCCGGCCCGGCCCGUUCUGUUCCCCCGGCUCGGCAUGCAGGCGGUAGAGCGGGACGGGGCGGCAGGCGGCCCCGAUGGGGCGGCGGGGAGUGGUGAGGCCCCGCCGGAGCCGCCGCCGCCCAGAGCCGCCGCCGCUUUCGACCUGCUGGAGCUGGUGCGGAGCUACCGGCGGCUGGAGCUGUACCUGGAGCCGCUGCGGGACGCCGCCGAGGGCGUCCGUUCCCUCCUGCGGUGGCAGCGGCCCGUGUGCUCCCUGCUGGUCUGCCUCGGCCUCAACUUCCUCCUGCUCACCCUGGGCCAAGGUGCGUGCGGCGGCGGGGGCCGGUCCCCUCCCGGCGCCCCCCGCGCUGACGCUGUCCCCCCUCUUCCAGCCGCCUGGUACUCGGUGCUUGCCCUGCUGGUCGCCGUGCCGGCCCUGCUGGGCUACCUGCAGGAGUCGUGCCGGGCCCGGCCCUCGGAGCCGGAGCUGGAGCGCAGGCGGUACCACAGCGUGCGCCGGGAGGACCUGCGCAGGGUGCAGCUCUCGCGGCAGGAGGCCAUCGCCCAGGUCAAGAGCUUCCUGAUCCAGCUGGAGGGGUUCCUGAGUGGGAUGUGCUGCACCUGUGAGGCAGUGUACCGCGUACUGUACUGGGAGAACCCUACUGUCUCUUCCCAAUUUUAUGGAGCGCUACUGGGCACUGUCUGUGUCCUUUACCUGCUGCCUCUCUGCUGGGUCCUGGCCAUCUUCAACAGCACUCUCUUCUUGGGUAACACCCAGUUCUACCAAGUGAUAAUGGAACUCAAGGCCACAAUUGAGCAGUGUGUGGGCACCAAACCCCUUGAGAGCAUUCCAGAACCUGCUGAACCCCUGCCAGCUGCUGCCCCGCUGGAUCGGACCCCCACACCCACCAGCACAGAGGACCUUACCCCUGGCAGUGUGGAAGAGGCGGAGGAGGCAGAGCCUGAUGAAGAGUUCAAAGAUGCUAUUGAGGAGAACCAGCUACUGGUCAUGGAGGAUGACGAGAGCUCUCAGUGCUCAGCAGAUUUUGACCUCAGCCUCCCGGACAAUGGUUUUAUGAGCAAAAAUGAGGUGAUCCGCAGCAAGGUGUCACGCCUGACUGAGCGCCUGCGCAAGCGCUACCCCAGCAACAACUUUGGGAGCUGCACAGGUUGUGCAGCCACCUUCUCUGUGCUCAAGAAGAGGGUGAGUUUUUGUCUUCUGCCCAGCUUGCUGCCUGCACCUGGGGCAGAGCGGAGCUGCAGUAACUGUGGGAACAGCUUCUGCUCCAGGUGUUGUUCCUUCAAAGUCCCCAAGGCUGUGAUGGGAGCUACGGCCCCGGAAGCUCAGAGGGAGAUGGUGUUCGUGUGUGCUCUGUGCAACCAGGUGCUCAUCAAGUGACUGAAACAGGCCCAGCCAGCUCCUGAGUCCUGCACUACCUGACACCUGGGACAGCAGGCACCCUUGCAGCAGGAGCCUAGGCCGCUUGGUUCCCAGCGUGGCAUCACCCUGCCAGAGGAUGCUUGUGCUCAGUGCUCUUCCUGCCAGUGCCAGGCUGGGGGAAGACCAGCCUUCCUUGCCAUGCAACAUCUGCUGCACCAGCUGGGUCCCUGUGGUGCAACAUUGCCCACAGCUGUGCCCCAAAUCCUGUGGCUGCCCCUCACAGCUGCUGCAAGCCCUGGGUGCUCCCUCGCACUCGCUGCAUCCUACCACAUACUUGCCCAGGCCCUGCGGCCUGGCUCAGUGAUGGAGGAGUCAUCCUUCCCACUUAUGGUCCUACCUCCACCUCCUGGGUGGGGCAGGACAACCUCAGGGCUCUGUUCCUACCUUUCCCAGUACUGUGCUAGGUGACUGUAUUUUUGGGAUCAAAUCAGAGCUCUGCCUGCAUCCCCAGGAGAUGUGGUCUUUGGUCUUGGCUCAGCUGAGACCCUGCUGGUUGCUCCAGUGCUCUUCGGCCUCGCUGCCUGCAGGUUUAAUCUUUCCCCCCCCCCCCCCCCAUGUUUGGCUGUAGUGCAGAGGAGGCAAGAGGGUAAACUUAGGCUGGGCUGUGUGGCCGAGUCUCCAGCUGCGGCGUGAGAAGAGGCACAAGUUGGUGCUGCUCUGUGCACUUAGUGACUGCUGCUUUCUACUACAGAUUAAUAUAUAAGUGUAUAUAGAGAAUGACCAAUAAAUCUCUUGUCCUCA